AUGUCCGAGAAAGAUAAAAAAACAACGUUCAAGAGGAAAUUUAUUUCUUUAGAAGUAAAGAUACAAAUCUUGGAUCGUCUUUUGAAAGGAGAAAAAGCAUCUCACAUUGGAAAAAGCCUUAAUUUGAAUGAAGCAACAGUCCGGACUAUCAAGAAAAAUGAAAAAGAAAUAAGAAGUGCAGUUGCUGCAGGAUCAUUGACAUCCGCAAAACAUGCAGCUCGCCCUCGGGCGCCAAUAAUUGAGAAAAUGGAAAAGGCACUCAGCAUUUGGAUUGAUGAUUGCUGUCAAAAAAGAAUUCCAUUAGAUGGCAAUAUCAUCAAACAAAAAGCACUAAAAAUUUACAAACAUCUUAAAGAACAAGGAGAAUCCUCUGUCAACCCAGAUUUUGUGGCAAGUAAAGGUUGGUUCGAAAAAUUCAGGAAACGUUUUGCAAUCCAUAGCAUAAGAAUCCAAGGAGAAUCUCAUGAAACCGUUAGGACGUAUCCCGAAAAAAUUCAAAACAUUAUAGAAGAGCAAGGAUACACAGCAGAUCAAGUUUUCAAUGCCGACGAAACUGGGCUUUGGUGGAAAAAAAUGCCCACUAGAACCUUUAUAUCGAAAAAAGAAAAAACAGCACCCGGAUUUAAGGUGUCUAAAGAUCGUCUAACGCUCCUUUUGUGCAGUAAUGCAUCGGGGGACUUUAUGACAAAACCCUUGCUAGUUUAUAGAUCUUUAAAUCCUCGUGCACUUAAAGGUGUAAAUAAAAACACCUUACCGGUAUAUUGGAAAGCAAAUCCAAGAGCUUGGGUAACUGGAAAUUUAUUUAAAGAUUGGUUUUUAAAUUGUUUUGUGCCAGACGUUGAACGUUAUUUAAGGCAGAAAAAUUUGAGCUUGAAGGUGCUAUUACUAUUAGAUAAUGCUCCAUGUCACCCACAAGAUUUGAAUCAUCCCAACGUCAAAAUACUGUUCCUACCACCUAACACUACUUCGUUGCUCCAACCAUUGGAUCAAGGUAUUAUUUAUACCUUUAAAACGUAUUACAUAAGAAGAGCUUUAGAGUGGAUUUUAGACGUAACCGACUCAAAAUCAAUUAAUGUAAUGGAAGCUUGGAAGAAAUUUUCAAUCAAGCACUGUAUCGACAUCAUAUCUUUGUCGCUGAAAGAACUGAAAACAUCAACGUUAAAUGCGUGUUGGAAGAAGAUAUGGCGCUCUUCAGUUGAAAUAGAAAACGUGCCUGAAUCGUCAGAAAAUGAAAUUGGUGGCAUAUUAGAACUUGCUAAAUCAAUCGGAGGCGAAGGUUUUGUGGAUAUGACUAUUGAGGACGUUCAAGAUUUAUUAGUGGAAGGAGAAGUUGACGAAGCGGAUUUGAUGGAAAUGGCAUCCGAAGCUGUAAAUCAAAUCGAUUCUGAGGACACUAGUACUGAUGAAGAUUGUGCAGUUAAUAAUUUAACAUUAAAAAAAUUAAAAGAAGGCCUAAGCUUAGCUGAAAAUCUCGAGUCAUUUUUCUUGAAUGCAGACCCUUCUACUGAAAGAAGCCGAAAAUUCAAAAUGGAGCUGCGAAACUGUUUAGCUCCAUACCGAGAAAUUUACAAUGACCUAGUAAGAACCAGCAACCAAAGUACAAUUACAAAUUUUUUUAAGAGGGAAGAAGAUGCAAGAACUUUAAAUGAAGAAAAAAGUUCUGAAAGUGAAAGCGAUAUCAUUCCACCGAAAAAACGUUCUCGGUUGAUUAUACAUACUGAGCAGUGA
This is a messenger RNA of Ceratina calcarata, 1728 nucleotides long. Its product is annotated as tigger transposable element-derived protein 1-like. The record is from RefSeq and is a predicted model, not a curated record. Gene Ontology annotation, cellular component: nucleus. NCBI's taxonomy places the organism in Eukaryota, Metazoa, Arthropoda, Insecta, Hymenoptera, Apidae. The transcript has a single exon. Gene Ontology annotation, molecular function: DNA binding. The coding region runs from base 1 to 1728 and encodes 575 amino acids.